AUGGGAGAUGUGAGGGCAUUCGCGAACCCGCGGAAUCAGGUCAAACCUCCAGACAAGGGCAGUUUCCCCCUGGACCAUAUGGGCGUGUGCAAAGCCAUGCGAGACAAGUGGGUAGCUUGUAUGAAAAACCACGACUGGGACAGCGGUAAAUGCCGCCCCGAAUCUGCUGCCUACCUGCGCUGCCGCAUGGCCAACAACCUUAUGAGUCCCGAAGAGAUCGCCAAAUUGGGCUUCAGCAAUGCUGAAUGGAACCAGGCAGAGCUGAUCUACUGCGAGAAAUGA
Hydatigera taeniaeformis is the source of this 282-nucleotide messenger RNA. The record is from the annotation of a GenBank genome assembly. Lineage: Eukaryota; Metazoa; Platyhelminthes; Cestoda; Cyclophyllidea; Taeniidae.